This is a messenger RNA of Fusarium vanettenii 77-13-4, 1236 nucleotides long. RefSeq lists its product as uncharacterized. The record is from RefSeq and is a predicted model, not a curated record. Lineage: Eukaryota; Fungi; Ascomycota; Sordariomycetes; Hypocreales; Nectriaceae. The transcript has 8 exons. Bases 1 to 1236 code for a protein of 411 amino acids.
AUGCAGCCCAGCAGCCGUCGGCCAGCUGAGGCAAAAGGUGGAAAGCUGCCAACUCCGGCGCGCGUGUGCAUCAUCUCGGACGGUGUCCACGAGCCUUUCUCGGAUGCGCGAUGCCUCGGAGGAGUGGGCGUCCCAUGGGGGAGUACAAGCUACGGUAUGGGGCAUGAGGGGGAGGGACAGAAGCUUGAGCUUGCGUGUUACGGGGAGGGAGAGCUUGUUGGAAAGCAUGAGCACGGGGAUGCCCGGACACGGAGACGCCCCUGGGGGGAAUUCGAGGUGAUCGGCGGUCAUGAUUGGCUGAGCCUCUGUACUUUGGCACUUUGGCAGUGUUUGGCGGUGCUCAGCGGUGCUCAACAGCGUUCUGCAGUGUUCUUCACCGGAGGCCGCCGCCGUGAUUGGCCGCAUGCUCACCUCGACAACGAGAUCGCAUCUCGCUCACCCUCUCAUGUGGUGUCUCGGCCUCGGUCUCAGCCCGACUUCUUCACUGAAGAGAAAAAAUGUGCCGUUCCACGCGCCCAGCGUCUGGGGAAUCGCGUGGGGAUGCGGACCCCGGCCGCAAGGGGAGCUACGAGCUUUCACCCCUCCAUCCCAUCCCGCAAACCCCGUCCUCCCGUUGGAUUCGACGAUCCUUUCCAAGGAUUGGAUGCGACGUCUGUAACUCGACUUUUUCCAUGUAAGCAACCCACCUUUUUUCCCCCGGGUCCCUUUUCCCACACUGGACAGGCGGCCAUCCAGCCAGUCACCCGCCAGAGCCCGACACAUCCAGGGGCUUUUCUCCUCGCCCACACACCACCUUACCAACCUGCUGCACCGCGCGGGGAAGGGCCUUGGAGUCAAGGGUCCCCAAUGGGCGAAUUUUCGGUGGUACUCUACGCGCUACCUUGGCUGAGGCCCGGGGCUGCAUGGCAUGGCAUGGUUAGAGCUGGGCCCCCUGGGGAAAAUGCCUCCGAGUCGGCCACCGAGAUCACGGCACAGCGGCAUGCUCUAACCCCAGACUCUCCGGAUUUCGAGCCCAUCCGCCCAGCCACCAUCGUCACGGGAACUCGAAAUCGUGCCCUGUCAUGCACAAGUCCGGGCCGAAACGUCAGGGCCAACGAGGGCUCAAGCGACGGCACCACUUUGUGGUCCAAGCUGAUCGAUCAGAGCAGCCAGCAGCCGCGAAAGGGUGCCGGCAUAGAUUGGAUUGGGAUUUGCAUUACAUGGAUGGGCUUCCGUUUACAAAGUCCUUUCAUGUGA